GAAGUACAUUAGUCAUGGUGACAGCCUUCCUGGUAAAGAAAGUUUGGUUUAAGAAAGGGGAUAUCCUGAAUUGCAACCUGUUCCUCAAGUUGUCCAUUACCGUGUGUAUAUCCUAAGGAAAACAGAUGCUUGCUUCUGCUACUGAAGUUCAGGCCACAAAUCCAAGGUAACUUCGGAUUUCACUUUUGGUGCAUGCAAAAUUCUACUUUGCUCACUUGAAAUGGAUAACUCAGGAUUUGAACUGCAUGAAGAAACACCUCCAAGUCCCUCAGUCAAAAUGGAGAGGAAAAAACAAGAACACCCAAAAAAGAGCCGCUGGUCCCUGCUCAACAUCUUUCUGGUUUGCCUCUUGGCCUGUGCCAUCACCACUGUCUUAGGGGUGCUGGUUUUGUCUCUGGUCUAUACCGCCAACACCGGAUUCAAACCAAAAUACGAUGCUAGCGCAGAAAAGCGUAGAGCUGCUUCCCUGGGAACUUCAAGAGUAACAUCUGCCCAGGUGGACCCCAAGUUCCAGUUUCUCCACCAGCUUGCUAAAACCAAGAAGCAUGAGUUCCCGGGCGGUACCAUUCAGUGGUCAAGAUUCCGGAAAAACGCCAAUGAGUACCAGAACAAGGAAGAGAUGGAGUUUGGAAGAAGCAUCAAUGCUCAGCGCUCCAAGAUGACGUUUGGAACUUUGCGGAUUAAGAGCAAAGGACUGCGUGCACCACACUGGCAUUUCAAUGCCAAUGAGCAUGGCUACCUCUUAAAGGGCACUGCAUGGAUUGGGGUUGUUGAUGCUGGUGGAAAUACCGUAACCACAUACAACGUCACAGCGGGCCAGGUCAUUUUCUUCCCUCGAAACACGGUGCAUUGGCUCAAGAACGUCGGUACAGAAGACUGUCUGUUCUUGCUGUUCUUCACAACCCAUGAAGAGCUUCAAACUCUGGAUCUGGAUGAUACGUUUUUCUUAACACCUGAAGACAUAGCAGCAAGGUCACUAAAGCCUCAAGGUGGAGUGGCCUUCAUCAGGUCUUUCCAGAAGCAAGCAGAAGACCAAGCUGUCAACCUUCCUCCAAACCUAGCAGAGUUCGUUCAGAAUCCCAACUACCAGCAGUCUGAAGACCCACUUGUGUGGCGGUACUUCUUUGAUCUCAAAGGGUCAACUGAGUUCCGUUUCCCCGGGGGAAUAAUCCAGUUUGCUCGGUAUGUGAAAGAUGGAAAAGGCUUGAGUACGAAUGAAAGAAUUUACAGCGAGUUUCUCCAUUCAAAGGAAGAUGCUCUUACUUUGGGGACACUCAGGAUCUAUAGCAAUGGUCUACGGCAGCCUCACUUUCAUUUCAAUGCCAACGAGAUGGGAUACGUCAUCAGUGGGUGUGGACAGGUGGGCAUUAUCGUUUCACCAUCACUCACCACUGACUUCACCAUUGGCGUUGGAGAUGUCGUGUUUUUCCCCGUCGGAACCCAACACUACAUCAAGAGCACAUGCGAUGAAGAGUUGCUUUUCAUUUUGGCAUUCAGCACUGCGAACCAGCUGCAGACCCUUGAUAUGGAUGACUAUUUCCACCGCACGCCAGACCAUAUACUAGCCCAGCUUUUCUUCAAAAAGCAGGGCGAAUUUAAGAAGAUUCCACAUUUUAACGAGGAUCAGGCAAUUAAUCUACCGUAGCAGCUUCACUACAUCAACGAAGAAGUCUGCAUGAAACCACUUGUUAUUAAUAAUGUUAAUGCUGCCUUGGAAGAG
Podarcis raffonei (Aeolian wall lizard) is the source of this 1720-nucleotide messenger RNA. RefSeq lists its product as uncharacterized. Bases 221 to 1645 code for a protein of 474 amino acids. NCBI's taxonomy places the organism in Eukaryota, Metazoa, Chordata, Lepidosauria, Squamata, Lacertidae. Gene Ontology annotation, cellular component: Golgi apparatus; plasma membrane. The transcript has 9 exons. The record is from RefSeq and is a predicted model, not a curated record. Gene Ontology annotation, biological process: activation of protein kinase B activity.